AUGUUAUUAUAAAAAUAAAAUGGAGAUGUUUUUGAAGGAGAUAUGAAAUAAGGAGAAAAAAAUGGAUAUGGUUGUUUUACUACUUAAAAAGGAUUUUAAUAUAAAGGAGAAUUUAUUGACAAUUAAAUGAAUGGACAAGGUAUUUAUAUUGUUAAUGAUAAUUAUGUAUAUGAAGGAAGUUUUAAAAAUGGAUCUAUCAAUGGUUAAGGAAAAUGUAUUUGGUAAAACGGGAAACAAUAUUAAGGAGAAUGGCUUAAUAAUAAAAUGAAUGGUUAGGGAUAAUUACUUUUUUUAAAUGGAAAAAAAUAUAUUGGAAAUUUUUAUGAAGACUUAUUUGAUGGAUAUGGUGAGUUUUUUUGGGAAAAUGAAAAUAUUUAUAAAGGAAAUUGGAAAAAAGGGUAAAUGAAUGGUGAAGGAAUCUUAAUUUAAAAAAAUAAUUAAACUAUUUAAGGAUUAUGGAUUGAUGGAUAGUAUUAAUGGAACGAAAACACAGAAUAUUCAAAAUCGUCUUUAGAAGAAUCAAAAUAAUCAUAAUAAGCAAUAUUAAAUCAUAAAGAUAAUAUUUGA
This is a messenger RNA of Ichthyophthirius multifiliis, 567 nucleotides long. RefSeq lists its product as hypothetical. NCBI's taxonomy places the organism in Eukaryota, Ciliophora, Oligohymenophorea, Hymenostomatida. The record is from RefSeq and is a predicted model, not a curated record. The transcript is spliced from 3 exons.